CUCUCGUUAGCUAUUGAAUUGAAAUGAGAGAACUUUCAUCUCGACUUUUCAUUCCUUCUUCAUCUUCUACGUACGCCCUAAUCACACUAUACCUUAGUAAGCAUCACUGCUUGAUUCCUCCUCGUCUUUCUCUGUUUCUGGGUUUCGAAUUUGCACACUAAAGUCUGCGUUUUUACUCUGUUUCGCUUUGUAAAAGUUGCAUGCUUUCUACUUCCCUUUCGACUUUCACUUUGUCUCUCGACGACGCGCUUCAUCUCCUCCAACGUUUCCUUACCUCCUCAAACCAGAUCAAGCAGAUCCACUCUGUUCUGCUUACCACCAACGCACUGCUCGCUUCGAGCCGUAAGACCAAGUUCGUCUACAACACACUCAUUCGAUCCUACCUCACCACAGGACACCACAAGACUUCUCUACAUCUCUUCAACCACAUGCUCGCAAACCAAGUCAAACCAAUCAACCUCACUUUCCCUUCUCUCAUCAAAGCAUCUUCCUCUUCCUUCUCUCUUCCCUACGGCCUUUCCCUUCACUCCCAAGCUCUUAAACGUGGCGUUCUAACGGACCCGUUUCUCCCGACUUCGUUUGUUCAGUUCUACGGCGAAGUCGGUGAUCUGAGAAGCUCGAGGAAGGUGUUCGACGAAAUGUUAGAUCCUUGUGUUGUUGCUUGUAAUAGUAUGCUUGAUGCUUGCGGAAGAAACGGAGAGAUGGGUUCUGCUUUCGAGCUAUUUAGGAGAAUGCCUGUAGUACCUGAUGUGGUCUCUUGGACUACUGUCAUCAACGGGUUUGGUAAGAACGGUUCACACGCCAAAGCUGUAACGCUUUUUAGGGAGAUGGUAGUGGUGGUAACGCCCAGUGAAGCUACUUUGGUUAGUGUGCUUUCUUCCUGCGCUAAUUUAGAUCGAGGAGGUGUUCAUUUAGGGAAGCAGAUUCAUUCUUAUGUUAUGAGGAGGGAGAUCAUCCUCACUGCUACGCUAGGUACUGCUUUACUCGAUAUGUAUGGUAAAGGCGGUGACUUGGAGACGGCGUUGAUCAUUUUCGAUCAAGUUUAUGAUAAAAAGGUUUGCGCUUGGAACGCGAUGAUCUCAGUUCUUGCCUCCAAUGGUAGACCUGAGAAGGCGUUGGAGAUGUUUGAGAUGAUGAAGGUAAGGAAUGUGGAUCCGAAUGGGAUUACUUUACUUGCAGUGCUCACGGCUUGUGCUAGAUCUAAGCUUGUGGAGUUAGGUGUCAAGCUGUUCAGUUCAAUAUGUGGUGAGUACAAGAUCACUCCAACGUCGGAGCAUUACGGUUGCUUGGUUGAUCUCAUAGGAAGAGCUGGACUUUUGGCUGACGCGGUGAAUUUCGUGAAGAGUUUGCCGUUUGAGGCUGAUGCUUCGGUUCUUGGUGCUCUUUUGGGUGCUUGCAAGAUUCAUGAGGAUGCUGAGUUGGGGAAUAAAGUAGGCAAACAGCUCAUUGGACUGCAGCCGGAGCACUGUGGCCAGUACGUGGCGUUGUCGACGCUGAAGGCUUUGGGUAACAAUUGGGCAGAAGCAGAGGAGAUGAGGAAGGUCAUGAUAGAAGCUGGAAUACGGAAAAUCCCUGCCUAUAGUGUCUUGUCUUAAGCCUGACUAGAGAAGUGAGAAUAGAUUGUUUCAGACACAAGAGUUACUGUGUAAUCUCUGUUGAGGUCAGAACAUGUUCUGUCAGUAAAUGUGAUAUAGUUCGCUUCUGUGUCUUCUGUGAAACUCUCACUUCUCGUAGUUCAUUGUUAUGGUUUGCAAUA
Messenger RNA from Brassica oleracea var. oleracea, 1756 nucleotides. RefSeq names its product putative pentatricopeptide repeat-containing protein At1g10330. Gene Ontology annotation, biological process: RNA modification. Bases 201 to 1595 code for a protein of 464 amino acids. The transcript has a single exon. Lineage: Eukaryota; Viridiplantae; Streptophyta; Magnoliopsida; Brassicales; Brassicaceae. The record is from RefSeq and is a predicted model, not a curated record. Gene Ontology annotation, molecular function: protein binding; RNA binding.